GUGUUGGUUCCUCCACAGUUGUGGCAUUUUCGGCUUUUCUCAAUGGCCGCUAUCCCCCUGCUGACCUGACCGGAGACAUCACUGUGUCCUACUGUUCGCCAACAGAGCUUAAUCCCAAAGGAGUUCCCAGGGUUCUUCAGUCCAGGUUCAGUCUUCCUCUGGCAUUGGUGUGUGUUCCUUCCUCUCCAGCAAAAACAACCAAGUUUAAGAUCACUGUGGACACCAACCAGCCACCAGUGGACCUCAACUCCAUCUUCCCAGAGUUUUCAGCAAAAUCAGAAGAUAAGGAUGGGAAUAGUUUGGCUUUCCAGUUCCUGUCAGGAGCCAAGGUUACUGUGCUGGCUUCUAAGACCUCCCAGCGUUACCGUAUUCAGAGUGACAGUUUUGAGGACAUGUGGUUGGUGGUGAAGGAGUUGGUCCAGAGAUUCGACCGGCAUUUCUCCAAACUGGGAGUCAAAGACUUCAAGAAAAGCUUCAGUGGGCCGCUACCGCUGCAGGAGUACUUCCUGUCUCUGGACCACCACUUCCAGCUGCGUGUCAGUGGUCAGCAGUACCAGGAUCUGCUGUCAGAGCGGGCUGUCCAAUUCAGAGCCAUCCAGCGUCGCCUGCUGACUCGAUUCAAAGACAAAACCCCGGCACCCCUGCAGAACCUGGACACAUUGCUGGAUGCCACUUAUAGCCAGGUCAGACACACACACACAGAGUCACAUAGUUCUGCUGGGAGACUGGGGUGCUCACAUGGGUAAUGAUGGCUGAUUGGAAGGAAAAGCUCGUCUGAUGUGGUUUCUGGAAGUAUCUUAAGGUAGAAACUUUUUAUGGAUAAGAGCCAGUUGAAGU
Micropterus dolomieu (smallmouth bass) is the source of this 837-nucleotide messenger RNA. RefSeq names its product protein PTHB1-like. The annotation marks the transcript as partial. Gene Ontology annotation, biological process: cilium assembly. Gene Ontology annotation, cellular component: membrane; BBSome. Lineage: Eukaryota; Metazoa; Chordata; Actinopteri; Centrarchiformes; Centrarchidae. The transcript is spliced from 6 exons. The record is from RefSeq and is a predicted model, not a curated record.